GCUUGUUUAACAUGGAAUUUUCAUUUUCAUUUUCAUUUCAAUAGAUAAGGUUUCUGCCAUAAAAUUGAAUUUCUAUCUACUUAUUUUCAUUUCUCAUCCAAACCUUCCUCCAUUUGAUGUGUAGUAUAGAAAAGGUUUCAUCCACCUCGUUUAUCAAUUGAAAAACACCCUCACACUACAAGUUACGCCCAUGGGCUCUAAUUGGGUUCUUUUCCUUAUUCUUACGCUGAUACUUGCAGAAGGAGAUGGAGCUAAUGUCAUAAGACUCAAUACCAUGGAAAAUAAUGAUCAUGAUCUCAAUCAUCAUCAUCAUGAUCAUAUGCAUCAACAUGAUCAUGGCCAUAAUCCAUCUUCCUCAGAUAAAAAAGACCCUCAACUUAUGGUUUUCUACAUGUUACAAGAUCUAAAAGUAGGUGAACUUAUGUCAAUCCACUUCCCAAAUAGACACCUUUCCUCAUCCCAAAUAUUGUCCAAACAAGAAGCAAAUAAUAUCCCUUUUUCGUUUGCCGAAUUCCCAAACCUCCUUCGGUUAUUCGGUUUUUCACAAGGCUCGCCACAAGCCAUAGCCAUGGAAAGCACACUCAAAGAAUGUGAAGUCAAGCCCAUUAAGGGUGAGACCAAAUUUUGUGCAACUUCAAUGGAAUCCGUGCACGAUUUUGCACAAAACAUUUUUGGACAAAAUACUCAAUUCAAAACUUUGACCACACACCACUUCAAAAAUCCGCCAAGUGGACUUUUACAAAAAUACAAAGUUAUUGAAAUCUCACAAAACAUACCUUCACCAAAAUUAGUAGCUUGUCACACCAUGCCAUACCCAUAUGCGGUGUUCUAUUGCCAUAGCCAAGAAAGCGAAAACAAAGUGCUAAUGGUGUCUUUAGAAGGCGAAGAUGGUGAUUUGGUCGAAGCAUUGAGUGUUUGUCACAUGGAUACGUCUCAUUGGAGCCCGAACCAUGUCUCGUUUGGUGUCCUUGGAGUCAAGCCAGGAACCACGUCGGUCUGCCACUUCUUUCCUAGCGAUCAUUUCGUGUUCAUACCUACGUCCGCAACGAUAUGAUUCGUACGAUCCUUUAAUUAUUAAACAUGUAAAAUAAAAGACGACGGGUUUAAUUAGUUCACGACCUUCGUUUGUGAUCAUAAAUUACAAUUUGUCUAGGAGAUCGACGUCCCAUUAGUUAUCCUAAACUUGGCCGUGUUGUUGGAUAUAUUAUUGUUGUUACUGUUUUAAUUUUUAAAUAUACUUAAUCAGAUGUUUGGUUUGUGUU
This is a messenger RNA of Erigeron canadensis, 1262 nucleotides long. Its product is annotated as BURP domain-containing protein BNM2A-like. Bases 191 to 1054 code for a protein of 287 amino acids. The record is from RefSeq and is a predicted model, not a curated record. Lineage: Eukaryota; Viridiplantae; Streptophyta; Magnoliopsida; Asterales; Asteraceae. The transcript has 2 exons.